This is a messenger RNA of Aaosphaeria arxii CBS 175.79, 1337 nucleotides long. RefSeq lists its product as uncharacterized. Lineage: Eukaryota; Fungi; Ascomycota; Dothideomycetes; Pleosporales. The transcript has a single exon. Bases 481 to 1029 code for a protein of 182 amino acids. The record is from RefSeq and is a predicted model, not a curated record.
CUUCACUUUCACCUGCCACUGCACUGGCUCUCUGGGCUCUGGCUCACACCCUCCACAUUUAACACUACACUACACUACACUCCACGAUCUCAACUCUCUCCUCGCCCUCUCCACACUUCCCGUCCCGCACACCAUAACACAGUAUCCCUCCCUCCUCUUAACCCACUCCAGUCCCCCGCGUGAAUCCAUCCUAUAAUACAACAACCCACCGCCGCUCUUCCCAUUGCCCGUCCACAUCCGCUCCGAUAAGCCUUCAAACCUACGUCACAUUGACAACCGCUCUCACCCGUUCGGAACCGCGAAACCAACGAGCCCGAAUAUAACACUACACAACUGUCCCUCCUCUGGUCUUCCCGCAUGAUAUCCAUAUAGUGUCCAACACGGUACCCCGAGUAUUAGUGCAAGCGGGCAAGAUAACGUUUUGCCCGUCCUUCGCUGUAGUUCUACCGUCCAUCAAGGUCUGAAGGACUGUGGAUUUCCAUGCACAACGAUCGCGAGCGCUCCCAAACACGGCGGCCAACUCCCGAAGACACCAUGACUACCAACAGACCUUUCUUCUCCAAUUUCCUCUCCGCCUUCCGGGCGCAGUCUGCCAUCCAGAAGGCCGCUACAGCGCAAGCUACGACCUCCUCCGGCUAUGCUCAUGCCCAAGCCGCACCCUCCCAAUCAACAAGCACUACCACCGCAAAUACAUCACGAACCAUAAGCACCAAGGCAGGGCCUACAUCAAACGGCGCGACAACGACUGCUGUGCAAGCGGCAGGUCAGUUCCAGCCAACCCGACAGCACACCGCACCUUAUCACCGAUCCACGUCACCCACCGCAAAAGCCUUCCCCAUCCCUGGCGCUUCGCGGAGAGACAGGAGGGGCUCAGACAGCUCAAAUGAAGGCUUCCACGAAGCCAUAGGUGCGGAGAAGUGGUAUAUUGGAGGCCGAACAGCUGCCGGUGAAGAGAAGUUCUACAGGCUUGGCAUGGUGAAACGACAUCGAAGCGUUGACCGGUUAAGUCUGGAUAGGCUCAGCAUCUGAAAGGGCGUACGAUAUAAUGAAAUUCAAAAAAAGUUGCAUGGACAGGCGUUCUCUCUGGAUAAUUACAAGGAUACUAGCACCCGAGGGGUUUUUUUUGGGGUUACACAGAUCUGGACGAUCUAGGCGUUAGGAAGGCAGAUACAUUUCACUCAUGUCUCAAGCGAGUAUAGGCGUAUACUCGCACUCAGAUCAGAAUACACACACAUACAAGUAAGACUAACAACAGGUACUCUCGCGAGUACAGAUUUUGUUUUCAUAGCUUUUGCAAUGAUCAUUAUUGUUUUCAGCAUCACAUGCGAAUGUUUCCG